CUCUCUCUCUCUCUCACUGUCUCUCCCCCCACACACACACACACACACACACACACGCACACACACACCAUGUUGUCCUGAUCCGGAGUGUGUGAGUGUUUAAAGCGCGCGGAGGAGAUCGGAGCCCUGGAGGAACACACACACUUUGAGCCCGAGUCGAGGCCAUGCUGAGCCAUCUCUCUCUCAGUCUGAUCUGUGUGUUGGGACUCCUGGACACACACACACACGGAGCCGAACAUGACACGGGGCUCGUCACAUCAGGUCCAGUCGUGCAUCCUCACUUGACCGGAUGUCGUUCCAGUGAGUUGGUGACGUUCCGGUGUUGGUGGAGUUCCGGAACGUUCUCUAAUCUCAGUGAACCUGGAGCGCUCGCCCUCUUCUUCCAGAUGAACACUAUACCCCCCAGCGAGUGGCAGGAGUGUCCUGAAUACACACCCUCUGUACAGAAUGAGUGUUACUUCAGCAGAGACUUCACACGGAUCUGGACGACGUACUGCGUACAACUGCGCUCGACUACACACACACGCAACAUCACGCACGACGAGCAGUGUUUCACCGUGGAGAACAUCGUGUACCCUGACCCCCCCGUCGGUCUGAACUGGACGCUGCUGAACAUCAGCCGUUCAGGGAUGAACUUCGACAUCAUGGUCCGCUGGGCUCCGCCCCCUUCGGCGGAGGUGCAAACGGGCUGGAUGAGUCUGAAAUAUGAAGUUCACUAUCGUGUGCGAAACUCCUCCCACUGGGACAAGUUGGAUCUGGAGAGCGGUACUCAGCAGUCUAUCUACGGUCUCCACACGGGGAAACAUUAUGAGGUUCGAGUUCGCUGUACGAUGUCUGCCUUCAAAAACUUCGGUGAUUUCAGUGACAGCGUGUUUGUUCACGUCCCGUCGAUCCUGAGCCAAGAAUCGAUGUUCCCCAUGAAGCUGCUGCUGAUCGUCGGCGUCGUCGUGCUGCUGAUCUUCCUCAUCCUCGUCCUCCUCUCACAGCAGCAGCGGUUAAUGGUGAUUUUGCUGCCUCCUGUUCCAGCUCCUAAAAUUAAAGGGAUCGAUCCGGAGCUUUUAAAGGAUAAUAAGCUCUCCACCAUGUCUGAUGAUGGAGGAGUGGGAGAACAUGAGCACGAGUUUCCGGCUCAUUAUAAAGUCAUGCUGGAUAAACUGAACGAACAGAGACAGCUCGACCAGUUCACAGACAUCACGCUGAUCGUCGACGGUCAUCAGUUUCGAGCCCAUAAAGCCGUGCUGGCCGCCUGCAGUCAGUUCUUCCAUAAGUUCUUCCAGGACUUCACUCAAGAACCGCUGGUGGAGAUUGAGGGAGUGAGUAACAGUGCGUUUCGUCACCUGAUGGAGUUCACCUACACGGCCACGCUCGCUCUGAGAGGACAGGAGGAGGUGAUGGACGUGUGGAGAGCAGCUGAGUAUCUGCAGAUGCAGGAAGCCAUUAAAGCUCUGAACAACAGAGUGAAGAGUGAGGAGAGGAACAGCACGCUGAAGUCUGAGCCUCAGCCCCUCUCUGAUAAAACCAAAGCGAAGAAGAGAAAAAUCGCAGAGACGUCGAACGUGAUCACGGAAACCCUGCCGUCGGCGGAGGCGGAGGCGGAGUCAGAGCGGGUGGAGAUCGAGGUGGAGGUCGGGGAAGAGGCCAUCGUGCAGGAGUGCGUGAUGGAGGAGGAGGUGACGGACGGGGGCAGGGAAACGGACGACUCCGCCCUCGCGCUGCUCGCCGACAUCACCAGUAAAUACCAGCAGGGGGCGCCGAACGUGAAGAAGGCUAAAGAGGAGGCGGGGGAUCUGCAGGAGGAGGCGGUGAUGGCCACCAAAACGCUGGAGGGGAUCGAGGUGGUGGAGGUGCAGAUCUCCGACAACAUGUUCCGCUGUGAUAAAUGCGAUCGGUGCUUUAAGCUCUUCUACCACCUAAAGCAGCACAUGAAGACGCACACGGCGAGCUCGGAGAAGCCGUUCGUGUGUAAACACUGCGGGAAGACGUACGCUCGGGAGGGGGCGCUCAAACAGCACGUCACCACGUGUCACUACGACGCCGAGGAGCUGAACAAGAAGCUGAAGAAGAAAGUGCACAUGUGUGUGUACUGCAGUAAGGAGUUCGACCACUUCGGUCACUUCAAAGAGCACUUACGGAAACACACGGGUGAGAAACCUUUCGAAUGUCCCGAUUGCCACGAACGGUUCGCCAGGAACAGCACGCUGAAGUGCCACAUGUCGGCCUGCCAGAACGGCGCCGGAGCGAAGAAAGGCCGGAAAAAACUCUACGAAUGUCAGGUGUGUGGUGAGGUGUUCAACAGCUGGGAUCAGUUUAAAGAUCACCUGGUGAUCCACACAGGAGACAAACCCAAUCACUGCACGCUGUGUGAUCAGUGGUUCACUCACGCCCGAGACCUCACGGCUCACCUGCAGCAGCAGCACGCCAUCCACGAGGAGGACGGAGCGAUGGUGGAGGAACGAGUGGAGCUGGAGGACGGCGUGAUGAUGGAGGAACAGGUGGAGCUGCAGGACGGAGUGAUGAAAGGACAGGUGGAGCUGCAGGGCGCGGUGAUCGAGGGACGAGUGGAGCUGCAGGACGGAGUGAUGGUGGAGGAGCGAGUGAUCAUGGAGGGACAGAUGGAGCUGCGAGACGGAGUGAUGGUGGAGGGGCAGGUGGUACUGCAGGACGGAGUGAUGGAGCAGCAGGUGAUUCUGCAGGACGGAGUGGUGAUGGAAGGACGAGUGGAGCUGCAGGACGGCGUGCUCGAGCAGCCGGUGGUUCUGCAGGAUGGAGUGAUGAUAGAGGAACAACUGGAGCUGCAGGACGGGGUGAUGGUGGAAGGACGAGUGGAGCUUCAGGACGGGGUGAUGGCGCAGCCGGUGGUUCUGCAGGAUGGAGUGAUCGUGGAGAACCAGGUGGAGACGGUGCUGAUAGAGGUGGAGGAGGACGGAGUGAAAGAACAGACGCCGAGCGUAAACGUAUGAAAGUGAAGAAACGUGACGGACUGACGUGCGGAUGAACGAUAUUUAUUUUUGUAAAGCGGAGCGUGUGUUCUCUCCUCGCAGAAACAUAAACACCACUCCUCAUUUGCUUCAUUUUUAUUUUUUUAGGAAAUUCAGGGGAAAGAUGGCGGCAGUGGGCGUGUCCCGAUAACCUGUUACACCAUUUAUAUAUAAAUAUAAAGAUAUAAAUAUUGCGCUAUUUAACAUGAGCAACGAUAAUUAUCAUCAUAAUACCAUUCUGAUUCUUCAGACUCGAUUCCUUCCCUUCAAAGUUCCCUCACUUUCGAAAAAAAUAUGUAUACGUAUCCGAACAAGUCUGUUCAUCACAAGUCUGUAAAAACACAGAGGGCGGAGCUUAAGAUGUGAGCAUGUGACAUCACGUUCUUCCUUUGAAGUUUUUCAUCUCUGUGUCGUUUACUGCUUAGCGUUAAAUACAGCUUUUAGCUACACAGUAUAAUAAUUUAGCUACAUCAGUUAGUUAGUUAGUUAGUAAUUCUAGUUAGCUAGUUUAUUGUGUAAUUAAAACCAGGAGCCAUGCUGACUAGCCUGCUAGCUAAAGUUACGUACGGUAAACUACUAUAUUGUGUAAUUAAACUCAGUACAUUAUGCUAAGCUGUAAUGAUGAUGUCAUAAGACCAAGGUUGUGAUUGGCUGAUUGAAUGUAGCUUAAGCUCCGCCCCUUGCUGACCCAGAGCCUCCCUGAUGUGUGACGCAAUACAGCGAAUUUGAAGCAGGAAGAGAAAAGUUUGAAAAAAAUGUAUUUGAAGUUUUAUUUAUUUCACAUUUCAUCCUUCAAACUGUAGCAACACGUUUAUUAUUGUUGUUAUUGUUGUUAUUGUUAUUAUUUUGUUUUCUGUUUUUUUGUAAAGAAUUUUUGGAUUUGCUUUUUUUAAGUUGAAGUGUAACUCUGGUUCUGGUGCGGUGUGUAAAGCGAGCGCGGCUGUAGAGCACGAGUUGUUAUUUUUGUAAAAUGUUUGUGUUAUUUAAGCGCGACGCCGCGACGCUGCUGUGUGACUGUAAAGUUCUUCAGCGGAUCCGAACGCGGCAUUUUGGCAGAAAAGAUCCGAAUGUUGCAACAUUUCAGAUUUUAUUUCAGAUUGUAAUGCGUUUGUACAGAGCAAUAAAAUAAAAUCUACA
This is a messenger RNA of Pangasianodon hypophthalmus (striped catfish), 4115 nucleotides long. RefSeq names its product zinc finger protein 131. The record is from RefSeq and is a predicted model, not a curated record. Gene Ontology annotation, molecular function: DNA-binding transcription factor activity, RNA polymerase II-specific; protein binding; RNA polymerase II cis-regulatory region sequence-specific DNA binding. NCBI's taxonomy places the organism in Eukaryota, Metazoa, Chordata, Actinopteri, Siluriformes, Pangasiidae. Gene Ontology annotation, biological process: regulation of transcription by RNA polymerase II. Gene Ontology annotation, cellular component: nucleus. The transcript is spliced from 14 exons. The coding region runs from base 165 to 2960 and encodes 931 amino acids.